This is a messenger RNA of Megalobrama amblycephala (Wuchang bream), 2143 nucleotides long. RefSeq names its product glycerophosphodiester phosphodiesterase 1 (gene gde1). Gene Ontology annotation, biological process: lipid metabolic process. Gene Ontology annotation, molecular function: phosphoric diester hydrolase activity. Bases 420 to 1421 code for a protein of 333 amino acids. The transcript is spliced from 6 exons. The record is from RefSeq and is a predicted model, not a curated record. NCBI's taxonomy places the organism in Eukaryota, Metazoa, Chordata, Actinopteri, Cypriniformes, Xenocyprididae.
AUCAGUUUCUAUUGUAGGAAGUGUCCACCACGGCAUCGCAGACAGUUAUUAUAUUAGAUAUCGUGCACUCCUUACUCGUAAAGCAGGUUAAACAGGUUAUCCACACGCAGUGUAAAUGCAUUUAUUUAGGAUGUCUUUAAUAUCACUUGAUGUUCUUUAUUGUGAUGAGGUCAGGAGUCACGCGCGCACUUUCGCGAUGUAUUCGUGAUGUCAUCAAUACAUUUUCAUGACAGAUCAUUAAUGCAAGCAGGUUUCUGACACACAGCUGUGUGGCAAUGAAUGACUCAAGACUGAACACUCCUGUGUCAACAUAUUGAAGACACUCACUCGCUAUGCGGAUUUUAUCUUAUCGUUCGAGCAGAGUCUUUGAUUAAUUGCAGAAAUAGCUCUUUGGGGGUUUGUAGGUUCGUUUCCUCAUCAUGCUUCAGUUGGGAGAUGGGCUCACACUAUUCUCUACUGUCUUCAUCGUGGUUCUGGUGGGAACCAGAAGCGCCGUCUGGCCCACGGUGCUCACGGCCUCUCUCUACCUCUUUCUGGUGAUGUUUCGGUUUCCCCAGGUGCCCUCCAGCCGGGCCAGACAGGUGCUGCGGCCCGGGGCUAGAGCGUCGUCGAACGGCGUGUCAGCGGUGGCUCACCGCGGUGGUGGACACGACGCUCCAGAGAACACCAUAGCUGCUAUACGUAUGGCAAGUGAGAAUGGAGCCGCGGGUGUGGAGCUGGACCUGGAGUUCACCGCUGAUGGAGUUCCCAUACUGAUGCACGACGACACUGUGGACCGAACCACAAACGGAUCGGGACCACUGAGCAAGAUACUCUUCUCUGAACUGCGCAAACUAGACGCAGCCGCCAAACACCGAUUCAGUGACCGUUUCCGAGGUGAGAAAGUUCCAACGCUGCAGGAGGCUGUAGAGGAAUGCAUCAAGCGCCAGUUGACCAUCUACUUUGAUGUCAAAGGUCAUCCAGAUGAGGCAGCUGCUGCACUGAAAGAAUUAUUUCGGAAGUAUCCAGUGCUCUACAACACAAGUAUCGUCUGCUCAUUUGAGCCCAAAGUCAUCUAUAGGAUGAGGCAGGCGGAUCCUAAUGUGGUGACCGCAUUGACCCAUCGGCCGUGGAGUCUGAGUAAUUUUGGCGAUGGGACGCCGCGAUUCUCAUCCGCGUGGAAACACCACUGGAUGCAGGUGCUGGACGUGCUCCUCGACUGGGCCCAUCAUCACCUUCUGUGGAACCUGUGUGGAGUCUCUGCCUUCCUGGUGCAGAAGAACUUCAUCUCGCCGGACUAUGUGCAAUACUGGGCAGACCGAGGUGUGGAGGUGGUGAGCUGGACGGUGAACACGGCUGUAGAGAAGCAGUACUACCAGCAGCUACUGAAGGUCAACUACAUCACCGACAGUCUCGUAGAAGACUGUGAACCUCACUACUGAAACGCCACAAUGUACAAUCAUAAGAUUAGGCCUUUUAUAAUUCGACCAACUAAUCUCUGUUGUCCUUUACUCAAAAUAUCACAAUAUGUAUCUGUAUUGAAUUGCUUUGAUUUAGGCAGCAUGCAUUAGAGACUAAUUUACAGGGUAAAAAAAGUGUUAUUAUGUGCAAUUUACAAUAUGGGAGAUGUAAAUAUCAGUGUUCGAAUGUACUGUACACACCCACUCAGGUGAGCCAAAUUAUGACUACAUAGAUUUUAUUACAUAAUUAAUUUGAUACAAUUACAAUUUUAAUGUCAAUAUUCAAUGAAGGAGGUCAUUUUUUCAAAUGUAUUUAAUAAGCCUGCUUUUCUUUUAAUUUGUGUGCAAACGGCAUUGAAAAAAAUUGUUGCGCUACUGAAGAUUCAGUCUACUGUACGGCUUCUCGCUCAUUCAUGACAUUAGUUGUGCAUACCUUGGUAUUUAGGUUUGUUUCAUGUUUGAGUAUUAAUAACUAAUGGAACAGGUUACAUUUAAAAUAACACAUCUAUAAUUAUAUAUUCCAAAUAGGAGGCAAGAAAUGUAUAAGCAAUAACAGUGGUCUUGAUCUGAGGUCAGUUCUCAGGCAGCUACUAAAUGCCAACCUUAUGUUGGACACGGAAAUACUAAUUCAGGAUUAUUUGAAAGUGGCAUGUUUAUCUGUUUUCUCUGAUGAUUACAAUAAAAUAAAAUGAUUAAAUUCUUAA